CCAAUCAUCUUGCGUCGUAUUCGCAGGGAGCUGGCAGGCCUGUGACAUUCACCAAUGUCUGUGUCAACUGUAUGAAUAUCUAAAGAUGAAUCUCGUACGGGCGUCCUUUUCCCGACUGGGUGGAAUACGCAAUUCCACUAGCAUUCCUGCAGGAAACGUUGCCGUAACUGGCAACUCUCACCUUAGAAUGUUCAGCAACUGGUUUGUUCCCAGAGCAGCUGCAGGACCUCAGAUUUCCAGACGUGGGCCACUUUGUUCACAAGCAGAGGGUGGAGGAGUGUUCCAACAGCUUCCGUGGCAAUACCAGCAGGUGCGGACCAGGAAGAGGGGCACAGAAUAUCAGCCCAAGAACAUCAAGCGUAAGAGGACCCACGGCUGGAUCAAGAGGAUGAGCUCACAAACCGGCAUCGAGGUGGUUCUGCGGCGCAUGUUAAAGGGACGGAAAUCACUCUCGCACUGAUGGACCUUGUUGGAAAACCUGAAACCUUCAGAAAACAGACAUUGGUUCAGCCAUUGCUCGGGGUGCUCAGCAAACGUUGUGUAUUGGGUUCACUGGUUAUACUAUACUGAGAGAAAGCUAGUUAGUUUCACCCAGUGAAUUUGUAAAGCUUGUUGAUGUCAUUAUUAAAUCAAAUCUAUGGAUAUUUUUAA
Gasterosteus aculeatus aculeatus (three-spined stickleback) is the source of this 651-nucleotide messenger RNA. The record is from RefSeq and is a predicted model, not a curated record. NCBI's taxonomy places the organism in Eukaryota, Metazoa, Chordata, Actinopteri, Perciformes, Gasterosteidae.